Coregonus sp. 'balchen' is the source of this 17013-nucleotide messenger RNA. The record is from the annotation of a GenBank genome assembly. NCBI's taxonomy places the organism in Eukaryota, Metazoa, Chordata, Actinopteri, Salmoniformes, Salmonidae.
AUGGACACGAGCCAAUGUCACUGCGCGACAAUGUUUCCAUCUCGAGUUUUGGUAAUGUUGGUGCUACUCGAGACUGUAACAUUUCGCGGUACUCAAUCAAAUACGUUACCUAGUAGCGGUUUAGGAUUACUGGACGAUGCCGACUCGCAGGAAUAUCUGCUGGCGGAAAGUCAUUUGAACUCAAAUAAGACCGAGAUGGAGAAGACACAAGAUAAGCUGUCUCCUUUGAACGCAACAACAGAAUCGUCUCACUCCUCACUUACAAGUAGGUAUUUGUAGUAGCCCUAGUUUAGCCUAGGCAACUUCAAUGGAACUGUCAUAAAAUGUAAUUUCAGUCCUUGCCUGGGCACUCUCAAAUUCACCCAAAAUGACCCUAAAUUGUAGGCCUAUCCUACAGUAGGGUUAAACCUCCUCUCUCAAUACUGGAGCCUAGCAUGCAUGCCAAUUACAAUUGUUUAUCUGAUACCUUUACUUUCUAAAAACGUACAAGACGUUUCUAAUGAAUUCGGGUGUAGGCCCGACCAGGACUCGAACCCUGGCCCAGUGACUGUCAAGCCCAACAACUAUCUACCUCGUGAAGAGGUUCGGACCUUUUCGCUUAACUGUUAAGUUGUUGGCUUGACAGUCGCUGGACACGUUCGAGUCCCGGUUGGGGCAAAUUCUCUAGAACGAUGUUGGUGGCUUAUGGUAGAGAAAUGAGCAUUCAAUUCUCUGGUGGCAUUCCUGAGGUCAGCAUGCCAAUUGCCUUCAACUUGUGACAUCUGUGGCAUUGUGUUGUGUGACACAACUGCACAUUUUAGAGUGGCCUUUUAUUGUCCCCAGCACAAGGUGUACCUGUGUAAUGAUCAUGCUGUUUAAUCAGCUUCUUGAUAUCUUGGCAAAGGAGAAACGCUCACUAACAGGGAUGUAAACACAUUUGUGCACACAAUUUGAGAGAAAUAAGCUUUUUGUGCGUAUGGAACAUUUCGGGAAUCUUUUAUUUCCCGCUCAUGAAACAUGGGACCAACACUUUACAUGUUGCAUUUUAUAUUUUUGUUCAGUAGGUAGGCUAUUGUAAAAUGGGCACUGGGAGGUGGUCUGCUGCUUUUUAGUCCUGGAGACACCUGCCAGCCAGCCAGUCAUCUACAAUUAACCUACUACAGGCUCUGGACAACAGCUGUACUAGGAAUGGACAGGGGACACAGAGCCUCUUGUACUGAUGUUAAUGCAGCUGUGUCUGUUUUAUGUGUGUGUGUGAAGAAAGGAGUCAGAAGAUAUGCCGGCUGAGAAAGAGCAUGAGCUGUUAUAAGCACAUCCGUCAUCACUGAUUGGUUUGUGCAAUUAGCUUGAAUUGUCCAUGCUUAGUUUAGAUUGUGAUGCUGAUCUUUUUUCCUGGCAUAUUGAAACCAUUUAAUGAAAACUGUAGGUUUCCUGCAUUUCCUAACCUAAGCCUGUAUACCAAGUUAGUUUUUCCUUACUACUAAGGGAUAUCCGUCUGGGAUAUGGCUGACUUUAUCUUAACAUUAGCAUUGCCCAAUGGGGAAGGGGGUUCACGGACUACUAGAAUGUAACUUUUAGGGUCACUACUAGCACUAACAAAAUAGUUUCUCCAUCCCCUGAUGUUAGAGUAUCAAACUGAUAAGAUUUUCCUAUGAAUCCCAUCUCUCUCUGUCCCUAGGUUCAGAGCACCACCACGGCAAGCCACUGGAGAGGACCAGGCCCUUUGUGGUAGUAAACGGACACAAGAGAAGUCUGAGUGAGGCCUUGCAGGUGAGACUACAUACAUCAAGAGAAUGUGUGUGAGAGACUAUCGUUUUACACAGAGCCAUACACAAACAUUAUAUUGCACUGAUCCUACUUCCAUUAUGUGCUUUCUAUUUCCAUGCUUACAUGUUAGCAUUCUUCAUUCAGUGAUCCCAGAGCGCUUUUAUAAAGUGGGCUUUAUUUUUUUAGAUAGUGUCAGAGGUUAAUAGCCAUUCUAUUUUUACAGGUCCCAUAGGAACUCAAAUUUUAAACUGUAGUUUUAUGUCUCAAACUAACAUCAAACCCACACCUGGUUAUUCCAAUUCCGAUGUGCGGCUCACAUUUUUUCCAUUCGAAGGUCGUCCAUGUUACGAUGUUCUCCUCUCUGGGUGGAGUCAGUGUUAUGGGGGAAUUCUUCAGGAUAUGAUUUCAGACCUCCUGUCAGCUGCACAGGAAGUGUCCGUCCCCUUAAAGUGCCCCCCCCCCCACCUUCUUCAGAUCAUAGUUUUUAUUCAGGAAGCUUCCUGUAAAAUAUGUCAAGGCGCCUACUUCCUUCCUCUGUUAUAUUACCACAAAAAAGGAAGCCAGACAGCAGACCCCCCCCCUUUUCCACACAGACACACGGACAGAGAGAGAGGAAAGUAGAGAAUAAGAGCAUGACAGGGCUACAUUUUGGCACAUUCACUUUUUAAGCCAGCUACUGGAUCAGAAUGUUAACUUUCAAAAGGUUGAAUCCCAUUGGCAAAACAGUCUCCAUCAGGCACCAAGAUGUUUGUUUGCUGGUUGCAAAGCCAACCAGGGCACUGCACUGUCAUACAAAUAACACAGUUGAGUGGGCCUCAUUGGCUACGACUCAGCAGAGAGUCACUCCUAAUUCCUACAUUAUUGUGUGGUUUAUCCUCUGAAUCACUCCAGUCAUUGAUGAAUGAGUAGCCAUUUUUCACUUGUCCUGAGGUUACUGCACCCACAGCCUACUGCUCAUACUGACGAACAUAACACCAGUGAUUCACGUACUCACUCAAAAUACACGCAAUGUGUAACCAUGGCAAUCGGGAGCUUGUUUGUCAGAAAUGUGGGGAUGGUGCCAUAUGGGAGGGGUGUGACUGUGUAUGGCUGCAUCUGUGAUACAAACUUAGUCCGUCCACCCUCAUCAACAUCCUCCCAUCCCCUGAACAAUGUAAUUCUUGUAACGUUCCAUUUCCCAGUCCAGAGAAUGCAACUUCAUCACGUUAAGUGUAGAUCUUUAUUUGUCUAGCAAAGCAUGAUUAGCUAUAGAUAAGACAAUCAUAAAUGUUCUCUCGAGGCAAAAAGAUCUGAGGGUAUAUUCUUUGCAUAUCACUAGUUAGUUCAAAAUAACUACGAUUUUCUUUUGAUGAAAUGCAUGUAACUCCCAGCCCAAUUAGGAUCUCAGAUUGAUUAUAUGUGUGUUAGAUAUUAAAGAAGAAAACAUGCCAGUGACCACAGUUUCAUUUCUUAUGGUGGACCAGGCGACUUGUGUCCUCUUGGGAGAGGCACUUGAGUUGGCCUGAAUAGCUUCUGUCAACAUUGAACCAUGAAUAGAUCUACUUUGUCAAACACACUUUUAGACAGUUGCCACAUUAAGAAGAAAAUAAAGACGUGGGAAAUACUUUAUCAGUUUACAGGUAACCCUUUAUUUCUGAGUUGUGUUCUGCUGCUCAGUGCUCACCUCUCUGGUGCCUGCUAUUAUUAGCCUCCACACUGUGUCUCUGAUGAGGAGUCUAAAUUCAGUCCCAAACCAACUUGGCUUUGAAUGGAUUUGUGACUGGGACACACACAGGGAGCUCUGAUGUGUAAGGCGUGCAGCAGGGAGCUUCACCUUAAUACAGUUUACGGAGGGGAUCUCAGCUAAUUCAGGGCCUGAUCGCUCUGUGUUGACAGUAAGCAUUUCUGCCAUCCCAACCCCUUACCCUACCAUUAAGAUGGCCGUGUGUGAUGGGGGGGCAUUAUUGUCUUACACCCAAAGCAUGGUAAGACUGAUUCUUUACAUGAGGGGGGCGCCUCUUAUCAACUUAAGAAGGUGUCUGUAGGGAAAGUGUUUCACUAGGGUGUGUGGUGGAUUGAGCCGGAUUAAGAAUGGUCUUAAGUUAAUCCCCAACCAGGGGUCCUGUUUAUAUAACCAGAUCAUUAAUUAUACCCCAAAAGUAAUUGAAAUCACUGAGUACUUCUCUGAGCCCAAGUGAAGGUAAUGCCAGUAGGCAGGCUACUAGUUAAAUGGGUGAGGUAAGUUCUGGAUAUCCAUGCGCAGCAGUAAAGAAACAGUCAGAGGCAGACAUGAGUUCCAGUGAUAUUAAUCAGUCAAGUGCUAGGGAAGAGGAGAAGAGCCAGUAAACACCACAUUCCCUUUGGGACUGGAGUUGAAUGCGACGCUCCUCUACCUCGUGUUGCCCAUUGUACAUUAAUUAACUUGGCUGUUAUUGUAAUGCAAAGGGAUACACUAAGUCAUGAACUAACCCAGAGCUUUCCCCCAGAUAGUGGACAGGCACACUCCACUGACAUGUCCAGACUUGAUCCAGGGCUGCUCUGGGUCAGACUAAAUAACAGAGAAGCACUACAGGGACUGAGGAAGACAGACCGACAUCCCAGGAGCUGACUGAUUGUAUUUCCCUCCCUCGUACUUCCGUUGAGCUGAAAGAGCUGGAGAGGAAUCACGACUCGCCCUGUCCCUCCCUCUCUCCCUUCCUCCAUUACACCCCCUCCGCCCCUUUUCCCCUCUCCUCCUCCCUGGUUUCUUUCUUCUGCUGUGGGUCACAAGCAGCUCUGGACCCCACCCAGCAUUCAUAAGGCGUUGAGCUCAUCUUGUUACUGGCAGGAGAUCACGGCCUGGGACAUUACCUCACUGAAGGAGAGGGGGCAAAUAAGAGGAGGAAGGUAGAGAGUGGGGGAAGGAGAGGUAAUGGCAGCAGAGAUGGAGUGGACAUGGUUGUCGAUAGGAUAAAGAGUGACAGAGAGAGGUGUAAGAAGCCAGUGAGCGUGAAACGAGAGACCAGUUGCGAGUGUGAGUUAAGGGUUCAGAAAGAGGAAGAGGGGGGAGAGAAGAGAUAAGGUAGAGAUGAGGAGAGAAAUGGAAGAGAAAUUGUAAUGAAGCUCAAAGAAGAAUGACAAACAAAGCUUGGAGAGGGUGGGUGUUUCUUGGCUGAGCUCCAGAUAUUUGGGUGUGAUCCUGUACUAGAGCCCUGAACAGAUGUAGCUCUGGAAGGAGCUCUGUUUCUACUCUGACCUCUCACCCCAAAACCACAAUCCAAGGCAGCUGGCCAAAAGCUGCAGAUGUUUGAGAGAAUGUGUGCAUCUCUUUCUCUCCCUUUUUUCUUCUCUUUGGUCACAUAACUGACAUGACUGUAGAUUGCUUGUUUUUUUGCCUUGUCGUGUGGCGCCAGAUCUCCAUCCAAUGUGCCUGGAGUCUUUGUUGGUCACCCAUUGGACUCUCAGUACAAAAACACAGACCCACCCAAUGUAACUCAGUCACACUCUCCUUACAUACUUUGGUGAAUUACCUCACCAAAGCCCUCUGAUUAUAAUAAAGACUAUAGAAACUAGAAAUAGACCGAGUUUUUCAUUCAAAUGUAUUGGAAAUCCCCCUCAAUUAUCAGCUUCUACUUCUGGGAUUCUUCUUGGAUUAUGAUAUUCUUGGAUAUGGAACCAGUUAAAUUGUUUACAUAUCCAAUGAAUGGAGAAUGCUGGAUUCCAGUGUGAAUAGUUAUGUUAUUACUAAUAGCCUCUUAGAGCCUAUGGUACAGGGACACAGUUGUGUGUGUCAAAUGAACCAUGAUGUUGUUAAAGUAUUUCUGGGACUGUGGACAGUAGAAAACUUCAGAGUGAAUUGGGUGUCAGUUGUUGUUGGACUUGGGUACCCGGCAGUGACAUUAUCCAGCAUGAUUUUACCGGUCAACAGAAGAGGUAGUCUCUCGGGUUCCUCAUAGUCACUAACUGCUACUUGGAACUGAACAGACCUCUCUGGCAUACUGUCACCACCCUAUUACCUUACUGCCUGUGCUCCUAGUCUUAGUCCCAUUUCCAAGCCUGAUCCUCUGCCAAUUCCUGUCAGUUAGCUGGAGAGGAGAAAGCGAGGAAGUAGCACUCUGCGGUGGGGAAGGAGGGAAGCUCCAACAGGAAGGGUUUCACUUACUCGCUGUCUUCAAAGGUGGAGCCGCUAAACGGGCUAGAAAGCGACAGAAUGGCAGGAAGAGAGAGGGUGUUGAGAUGGAAGCGUAGGGGAAACUGACAUGAAAAGAGGGAGAGGACGCAAUUUACCCACCGCCGCCUUGGCAUUUGGUGAGAGAAAUGUGCAGCAGGCAAAGGAAGUCCAUUUAUAGCCUGGUCCUUGGUGCCUAUGAGGGGUAAUCCUGGCUGACAGUCUGUACACUGAUUCAGCUCAUUUGGGCUCUAGUAUUGUGCUUAGGUGUCAGUGCCAAUCAAGGACUGGGUGCUGCCCGCAUUUAGAGACUUUGGGUUUAUUUUAGAGAGCAUGCAGGUGUAUACGUUGACAGGUAUUGCUAAGGGGAGGCUUUAUAACUCUAAUCUUAUUUCAUGUCUGCUGAGUGGUUUGAUGGGAUGAGUAUUGAUUGGCUGAAGGGAUUAAUAGUAUAUAGUGUUAACCAAUUUGAGCGUUGCGUAAUAAUGGAACUUUAGUGAGGAGAAAGGAUGAGAGCUCCAUGGCCGUCUACUACAUCUGAAAUGUUGUCCAUCAGCCUCUAAAGGAGAGAGGUCAUUGUGUACAUAACAGCCUCAAUCCUUUAACCUUCCCCAGGUUAAUAAGAAAGACCACAUGGUGGUCCUGUAUAUUACUGCUGUUUCACUAAGAAGAUUGUCCCUUUGCCCCGUUUGCCACUUCAAGCUGCUCUUGGCUGCAUUCGCUCAUUAAGGCACUCAUCACGCGCUAAUCAUGAAUACACCAUGUUGCAACAUUGAGCAAUUACAAUAACAACAACAGCUAACAAAGUAAUUGCUGGAAAAUUGUUAGUUGGACAAUGAGUCAAGAAAAAGCAUGAACAUAAUUAUGGUUAAUUUGGCCACACAGGGUCAUUGCUCCCUUUUAGCACAACAGUGUCCAACCAGGUUUUAGUAAUACAGUUAAAUUAUCCACUGACUUAUGAGGAUAAAAAUCACAGUACACAUUCAUUAUCAUGUGUAUGUUUCUUUCCCAUUCCCAGAACGGUCACCCAGACAAGCUACAGUGUGGUCUUCAAUUUGGAGGCAGCAUCUAUAUUUUGGACCUGGAGAAAAACCAGUAAGCUCACCUAACAAAAUAGAAUACAUUUUGAAAUAUCAUAUAUUUUAAUCUUAGGCUUUAGCUAUCUGAAUGGGGAGUUGUGAUGCAGGAAUGCCCCAACCUUUGCCAUCGUUUAGUUAAGACUUCAUAGUUUCAGAAAGGGGUUUAUCAUCAGCAAUAAAACAUAGUCUGAAUGAAUCUACAGUAAUCCUGUCCUCUCCCUGCAGUGAUCUCCUGCCCAAGCCCCCCAAUGUCUUCUACUACCUCCCUAAUGGCACCGGGGUUUCUUUAGAGGAGAGCACAGUGGUAAGUAUUGGAUCUACAUUUAACAUCACUGCAUUUUAGUUACUAUACCACAAAUGUGUUGUCAAAUGUUCUGGUUGUUAUAGGUAGGAUUAUUCUAGGGAUAGUUAUGAAAUCGGCAAGUUAGUUCAUAUGAGCUUGGAUAAUAAUGUCAUUAUAUGAUGUAUUAUGUUGUCUCCUAGACUCACUGCUACUACCACGGCUCAGUGAGGGGCUUCCCACAGUCCAGGGUGGCUCUCAGUACCUGCUCUGGACUCAGGUAAUAAUAUCAACUUGACUAUGACCUUACGCAUAUGCAUUUCAUUCUCUGUUAUGUAACGGUUAAUGCAUUUAAAACAGUAAACUGAUCUAAACAGGGGUCAGCCUUAUCCCACUUAAUCGCCCCCCUCAGGUAAACCCUUUGUGGUGCACUAUAUGGGAAACCUAUUAUUAUAAAUGGGAAGUCUUUACAAAGGGCACUUCACCUUUUCCUGCAGUACGGGCAACGUCAUGGUUACGUGAGCGUCAUGGUUAUGUGAGUAGGGCGGAGUGAUCGACCGUGAGGUGGCUUUAAUCCAAUCCAGAUUAAUCAGAAAGAUCUUUGACCUCCUAAAGCAUACUAAUCCCCCGAUUUGAGAAAGGACCAGUGUUUUAAUCUGGGGUCCUUCGGCUGGCUUGGAUACUUUAGGGAUAUCCAAAUAAACUUGGUGAAAAUCCUCUUGACCUUUAUUUAGAGUUGGAUUCAAGAGCUCUUUACUCGCGUGGGCAGACCGUGUGGCCAUAUACUCGGUUUAGGGUCAUGUUUAUGUAGCGAAGGUAAUCUGAUUGCUAGCAGAGCCUUGCACAAUGUCCUCACCUGAAGUAACUGUAUUUACUUGGAACUUGGAUGCCAUUUUGUGUCCCUGUUGACUCCCUGUUGAGUGAGUCCCUGUUUAUUCCCCUCUCCCUCAGGGGCGUGGUGGCCAUCAACUCCACCCUGAGCUUUGAGUUGCAGCCCGACGAAGACCACAAGGACGAGGAGGGGGCAGAGGAGAGUGGAGGGGAGGAGGAGGAGGGGAUGCACCUGCUCUACUCCACCAGACCUCUGGAGAGGGCUAGUGUUGGGGGCUGUGGGGUGUCCCAUACGCCUGUACCCCCCAUCCACGUCCCACCACAAGUCCCACACAGGGUGAGAGGGGCUUGAAGCACAAUCAAAUGUUUGUUUAUCCUGGGAUUGGAACUACUGAUGGUUUUUGCCACUGCUGGAAAUACCAUACUGACUUCCCUGAACUGUCGACAACAUACUGUACAUUGGCCCUAAUGUAUUUUGUUUUCACUUUGCUUUUUUUUGCAGAGUAAGAGGGACAUUCUCUCAGAGACCAAGUACAUAGAGCUUGUGCUUGUAGCUGAUCACAAAGAGGUAAUGUACGAUAAGGCUAAUGUACGACAAUGACCCAUAGUGUAAGCAAGGCACUGACAUAGCUGCACUUUGAAGAGACCCCAGUACAUUUAGACCAAUCCCAUCAUGUUCGGUCUCUGUUGUCCUAACCAAUAACUGUUAUUUUUACAGUACCUUAACUACCAGAAAAUCAACAAGACUAUCAUCUAUCGAAUGCUGGAUGUGGCCAACCAAGUAGAUUGGGUAUGUAACCUAACAUUAAAGUGGCACUCCAGUCUCCUUUUCACCUCAUUUAACACCUGAUUUACUUAACAAAAGCCACAUCUCAAUAAGUGGUCCAGGUAAGUCAUGACAUGACACAAGUGGGGGGGGCUUUCCCCUCCUUUUGUCUAUUGCUCCUCUAUUGUUCCUCAAGCAAGCGGGAGGCCGACGAUAUCACGGAUUCCCAACAGACCAACUCCUUGAAUGCCCUACUCCUUGAAGUUUGCAGGUGUCUAAAAAACAUCAUUUAGCUAAAAAAUGUUUUCACCCUUUAGUGUGUGUACUUUACUGUAUUUAUACUUGGGAUAUCGCUUUUCAACAGUAAAAGUCAAACAAAUCGCUGGAGGGUGUCUUUAAGUAUUUACCAUAUACACCCAGUUUUGAGGUACAGCACCCCGUUCACAAAAAUGGUUCGCUCCUACAGACAGUGAGUCACGUGGCUGUGGCUUGCUAUAUAAAGCAGACAGACUGGCAUUGAGGCAUUCAGUUACUGUUCGACCACACCGGGUUCUACUCCUAUCAGCUAAAAACAAGAAGAAGUGGCUCCAGUGGGCACGCAUUCACCAACACUGGACAAUUGAGGAGUGUAAAAACAUUGCCUGGUCCAAGGAAUCCCGGUUCCUGUUGCGUCAUACUGAUGGCAGAGUCAGGAUUUGGCGUAGGCAGCAUGAGUCCAUGGCCCCAUCCUGCCUAGUGUCAACGGGACAGGCUGGUGGUGUAAUGGUGUGGGGAACGUUUUCCUAGCACACAUUAGGUCCAUUGAUACCAAUUGAGCAACGUUUCCAUGCCCCAAAUAAUUCAUGCUGUUCUGGAGGCAAAGGGGGAUCCGACCCGGUACUAGAUGGGUUUACCUAAUAAACUGGCUGUAUAUUUGUAUUAGAUUUUCAUUGGUUUGUCAUGGUGGUCCUCAUCUACCCCUCUCUAGUUCUACCGGCCGCUGAGUGUGCGCGUGGCUCUGACUGGGCUGGAGAUCUGGAGUGACCAGGAUAAGAUCCAGGUUGACAAGAGUCCCACAGACACCCUCAACCGCUUCCUGGAGUGGCGCACCAGAGAGCUGCUGCCCCGCCUGCGCCACGACAAUGCUCAGCUGGUCAUGUGAGUAGUCAAAUGGACUUGGUUGAAGUUAAUCGGUGCCUUUCUCACACCUGUACGUUAUGGAAGCAGAUUCAUCCCAAAUACAUGUAUAUACCAAUAGUUUGUUUUGGCAUGAAUCUGCUUCCAUAGUGGAUGGCCUCUUUGUGAAAAUAGACUAACUAUAACUGAAUGUGUUUGUGAUCUCUUCCAGGGGGGACUCAUUUGACGGAACGACAGUGGGAAUGGCAUCUCAGUCUUCCAUGUGCUCCAAGGACCGGUCAGGAGGGGUCAAUGUGGUGAGUUAGUUAGCUUCAGUUAGGUUUAUCAGUGGAGUACAGGGGUAACUGCCUCACAAUGACAGUAUGAGUCUGUGGUAAUUGACUCUGUGUGUGUGUGUGUGUCUCUCUCCCUCUCCCUCUCUCCCUCUCUGUGGGCAGGAUCACCUGGUCAGUGUGCUGGGGGUGGCGUCCACCAUUGCCCAUGAGCUCGGGCACAAUCUGGGCAUGAGUCACGACACAGCCGACCGCCGCUGCCAGUGUCAGAACGAACCACGCAUGGGAGGCUGCAUCAUGGAGCCAUCUACUGGGUGAGGGGCUAGGGGGCUAUGGUGGGCCAGGCCAUGCAAAGUCAUUGAUACAAUACAGAAAGGAUCAGUUCUGUACAGCUGUGAUCCUCACCUGCCUUGUAUUAUGUUAGUUUUUAGGCACUUCAUUUGAAUGCACUUGUAAAAAGCUCUGAAUAAGAGCGUCCACUAAAUGUCUUGUUCUCUUUGCCCCUCUGUCCCAGGUUCAUGCCAGGCCAGCUGUUCAGCAGCUGCAGUGCCAGAGACCUGUCCCUCAGCCUGCUACAUGGUGGGGGGAUGUGCCUCUUCAACGUGCCCCAGCCUGAGAAACUGCUGGGGGGGCCACGCUGUGGAAACCUCUACGUGGAGAAGGGAGAGGAGUGUGACUGCGGCCUGCUGGAUGUACGUAGGACAGUAAAUUGGAUCCUCUUAGGGAGCACAGCAUGGCUCACCAUAGAUGCAGGUUGAAGUUUAUUGGUAUGAAUCUUGUCCUGGAGGCAGCACUGAGCGGGUUCCUCUAGAUGGGCCAGCCGUUAAGUCAAAAUUGGCUAUAUCAUACAACAUUUAUGAAAAAAAUUAAGUGCUUUUUGGUCUUAAUAUAUGGUUAGGCAUAAGGUUAGCAAGGUUUGGGUUAGGUUUAAAAUCUGAUUUUAUGUAUGUGACUCUGCCAGCUACUGACCACCCUGCAGAGCUGCCUCCAGGACAAGAGUCAUCCCAAUGAAUGCCAACCUGCCACCAUAGAUGAUAAUUCAAUGAACAGACUAAGGCUUUAUGAUUUAGGGCAGGGGACCCUCAUCAUACUAACGUAUGAUGGGGGUCCCUGGGUCGCCAGUUUGCCUGGGAGGGGGUCCCUGGGAAAGAAAAGGUUGAACUCCUAAUUUUAGGGUUUAGGAUUAAUUGUAUCACAAUGAAUUAUGUAUACAAGUGUCUCUGUCGCUCUGCAUGUCCAGGAGUGUAACGAUCCCUGCUGCAACGCCACCACCUGUAAACUGGUUCCUGGGGCCCAGUGUUCCUCCGAUGGCACCUGUUGUGACAACUGCAAGGUGGGCAAGCCUCUUCCUCUGUCUCCUUCACUGGACCCUUACUGACACACACACACACUCACUCAAUCAACCCCAUCACUGAACACUCUACUGAACACCUACAUUUAAAUCAGCUCAGUUCGUUAGUCUCAUAUUUAUUAUAGCUAAUUAUAUGUUAUAACUCUGAUUUAAAUUUUAAUUUAAUGUAAUAUCUUAUGUUGUUCUUGUCUAUUACUGUUCUAUAUUUUGUCAUGCAUUUUUACGUUUUAUGUGGACCCCAGGAAGAGUAGCUGCUGCAUGUGCAAUAGCUAAUGGUGAUCCUAAUAAACUAAACUAUUACAUGAUCUAUCACAAGAAGCUAAACAAAGGUCCAAAGCAUAAACCCCUUCACUAAUCUACUGUCUAUUUUCUCUCUUUGACCAGCUGCGUACAGGUGGAUGGGUGUGUCGACAGCCCCUGGGGGAGUGUGACCUCCCAGAACACUGCACUGGUACCUCUCCCUACUGCCCCCCCAACGUGUUCCUGCAGAACGGCGAGCCCUGCGAGGAAGGCUCCUCCUACUGCUACAGCGGCGUCUGCGCCAGCCUCAACACACAGUGCCAGAUGUUGUGGGGACCUAGUGAGUUACACUGUUUGUCAUAUUGUCUGGACCCAAUAACAAUUGGGAUUGAUACCACUGUUGGGAGCUAGUGGCUAGUUAUUUUGACUUGUUUCAUUGAUCAAGUACUGUAGAACCUCAAGAGAUCCGAACCCCAGAGUUCUGGACUGUCUGGUCAGCGGAACUGGAACUUUUUGAAAAAGCAACAGAGAAUACUUCCCUAGACAAAGGAUUCCUAUAUAUAAAUAAUAUAAUAAUAAUAAUAAAUAAUAUGCCAUUUAGCAGACGCUUUUAUCCAAAGUGACUUACAGUCAUGCGUGCAUACAUUUUUUUUUUGUAUGGGUGGUCCCGGGGAUCGAACCCACUACCUUGGCGUUACAAGCGCCGUGCUCUACCAGCUGAGCUACAGAGGACCACUAGUGUUUGAUUGAAGAAACUGUUUUGGCGAGUUAUUAUAUCAUAUCAAAUCUUCAUAUGCCAUAUGUUGCAGAGUUGGAGAAUUGAGAAUGGCUCAUAAACUCAGGAGGCGGUGUUACUUUUACUGUAGAAUCUUUGAGACAUUUAUGGUUGUUUAAACUCCCUUUUUUCUUUUCAGAUUCCACCAGGGCUCCGCCGGUCUGCUUUUCCUCCGUCAACAAACAGGGCAACAAAUACGGCAACUGUGGCCAGAUGGCCAACGGAACCUACAUCCCGUGCCCUAGCAAGUAGGUACCACGUUCAUUAGGGCACAUCGUAGCAAAACGUUUUGCAACAGAUAACAAAAUAAGCAUAUUUUAUUGGACAAGUUCAUGUAGUCCCGCCCUGUUUCAGUCCUUUUUCUUCCAUUUCGUGCCUAAUGAACAAUUCCAUAUGUCUGACUGUGUCUGACUUUUCAGAGAUGUGCAUUGUGGGAGGCUCCAGUGCCAGGGAGGCAACGACCGUCCGUUGCUAGGCACCAGUGCUGAGAUCCUGACCACCAAAGUCAAAUUUAACUACAGCGACUUUGUCUGCCGGGGAACCUACUUCCACCUUGGCGACGACGUCUCCGACCCUGCCAUGGUGGCACAGGGCACCGCGUGUGGUCUUGGCAAGGUAGGCAUCUCCUCAGCUAUAGAAGUACAAUGCAGAAUACUUUUGUUUUUGUGGAACGGGUAAUUUGACCCUUUGGAAUAGGGAUAUAGGAGAUAUUUUCUCUGUUAUCUGAGCUUACAUAAAUAUCUAAAAUGAUGAUUGGUAUUACUGACCAUGUUGUGGUUGUGUUUCAGGCAUGUUGGAACCAGCGUUGUCAGGAUGUGUCUUUGUUCGGCGUCGACGAAUGUCAGAGCAAAUGCAACGGCCACGGGGUGAGCAAGCCAGCUGCCAGUCUACCCUUAUAGGAGUUACAUUGUAUUGCUCACAAUGGACUGGCUCAUACUGUUGUUGAUGUUAAAUGAAUAAUAUGGCUCAAUAUCCUCUCUCUGACAUUGCCAGGUGUGCAACAGCAAUAAGAACUGCCACUGUGACGUGGGUUGGGCUCCUCCAGACUGUAGGUACACAGGCCAUGGAGGUAGUGUGGACAGCGGCCCUGCUAGAGCACCUAGAGGUACCUCACCCUCCCUCACCCUUCCACUGUUAACACACAAUUUGACUGCACUCAUAGAUAUACACUCCUCAUCUUAAUCAAAUCCUUGAGAAAUUGGGACACCGUAUCGAUAAAACUAGGAUGAAAUAAGUAACAUGCACCCAGCUGUUAAUUCUAUGUCUGCCAUGAUAACCAUGACCACAAUGUUUUCUGUAUCUCCAGGUUCUGACCCGGCACGUGUGGCCUUGCUGGUCAUCUUCCUCUUUGUCCUGCCGGUGGUUCUCCUCUUCCUCGCCCUGCGUUUCCCCCGCUGUCACCGCAACCUGCCCUGCCUGGGCACUGCCAGCCCCUUCCACAAGGGCACCGGACGGCAACAGAGCCGGUGAGAGCCCUGACCCAGGGGACACCAACUAUGUGUUCACAUAUUAGUUGCAAUAUUUAUAUAGUAUGUAUUAUGUUUGCGUAGUGCAGAAAACCGGUAUCUGUAUGGACAGAAUUUUGGCCAUAGUGUUUUUUUAAAAUAGCUAUAAUGGAAUGAAAGGGGCUAUAGCCAGUAUGUGCAAGUUGGAAUUGGACAUGCACAAGGUUUAUCUUGCACUUUAUCACUCAAUGGAGGUUAGAGUUAACUGUGUUUUUCCCUACCCAUGAUUCAAUGGGGUCAGUGUGGCCCAUAGUGAGAAUUGGGGCUUGGUGUUUGCCGCAGAACAGGAUAAAAGGUACUAAAUGUUAAGGGUACAAUAAAGCCAUGGAAUUAGUUUCCAGCUGCUCAGUUCUGGGCUGUGUCUUUACGACAAAUCGUUACUGAAGUGCAACGUUAAUACUUAGUGUUCCAUAUAACAUCCAAGAGGCUCUCUAGUUUGCAGUUUGCAAAAAUAUCUGUGAACUUUGGUCCAUAUUAAAAUUACUCACUAUAAUCUAAAGAGAGAGUGACUAUAUUUGAUUGAUCAGGUUUGGACACACCUACUCAUUCAAGGGUUUUUCUUAAUUUUUACUAUUCUCUACAUUGUAGAAUAUUAGUGAAGACAUCAAAACUAUGAAAUAACACAUAUGGAAUCAUGUACAGUCGUGGUCAAAAGUUUUGAGAAUGACACAAAUACUAAUUUUCACAAAGUCUGCUGCCUCACUUUUGAUGAUGGCAAUUUGCAUAUAGUCCAGAAUGUCAUGAAGAGUGAUCAGAUGAAUUGCAAUUAAUUGCAAAGUCCCUCUUUGCCAUGAAAAUGAACUUAAUCCCCCAAAAACAUUUCCACUGCAUUUCAGCCCUGCCACAAAAGGACCAGCUGCCCAUCAUGUCAGUGAUUCUUUCGUUAACACAGGUGAGAGUGUUGACGAGGACAAGGCUGGAGAUCACUCUGUCAUGCUGAUUGAGUUAGAACAACAGACUGGAAGCUUUAAAAGGAGGGUGGUGCUUGAAAUCAUUGUUCUUCCUCUGUUAACAAUGGGUACCUGCAAGGAAACACGUGCUGUCAUCAUUGCUUUGCACGAAAAAGGGCUUCACAGGCAAGGAUAUUGCUGCUAGAAAGAUUGCACCUAAAUCAACCAUUUAUCGGAUCAUCAAGAACUUCAAGGAGAGAGGUUCAAUUGUUGUGAAGAAGGCGUCAGGGCGCCCAAGAAAGUCCAGCAAGCGCCAGGACCGACUCCUAAAGUUGACUCAGCUGCGGGAUCGGGGCACCACCAGUGCAGAGCUUGCUCAGGAAUGGCAGCAGGCAGGUGUGAGUGCAUCUGCACGCACAGUGAGGUGAAGACUUUUGGAGGAAGGCCUGGUGUCAAGAAGGGCAGCAAAGAAGCCACUUCUCUCCAGGAAAAACAUCAGGGACAGACUGAUAUUCUACAAAAGUUACAGGGAUUGGACUGCUGAAGACUGGGGUAAAGUCAUUUUCUCUGAUGAAUCCCCUUUCCGAUUGUUUGGGGCAUCCGGAAAACACCUUGUCCAGUGAAGAGCGCUACCAUCAGUCCUGUGUCAUGCCAACAGUAAAGCAUCCUGAGACCUUUCAUGUGUGGGGUUGCUUCUCAGCCAAGGGAGUGGGCUCACUCACAAUUUUGCCUAAGAACACAGCCAUGAAUAAAGAAUGGUACCAACACAUCCUUCGAGAGCAACUUCUCCCAACCAUCCAAGAACAGUUUGGUGACGACCAAUGCCUUUUCCAGCAUGAUGGAGCACCUUGCCAUAAGGCAAAAGUGAUAACUAAGUGGCUCGGGGAACAAAACAUCGACAUUUUGGGUCCACGGCCCAGGAAACUCCCCAGACCUUAAUCCCACUGAGAACUUGUGGUCGAUCCUCAAGAGGCGGGUGGACAAACAAAACCCCACAAAUUCUGACAAGCAUUGAUUAUGCCAGAAUGAGCUGCCAUCAGUCAGGAUGUGGCCCAGAAGUUAAUUGACAGCAUGCCAGGGCGCAUUGCAGAGGUCUUGAAAAAGAAGGGUCAACACUGCAAAUAUUGACUCUUUGCAUAAACGUAAUGUAAUUGUCAAUAAAAGCCUUUGACACUUAUGGAAUGCUUGUAAUUAUACUUCAGUAUACCAUAGUAACAUCUGACAAAAAUAUCUCAUAACACUGAAGCAGCGAACUUUGUGAAGACCAAUACUUGUGUCAUUCUCAAAACUUUUGACCACGACUGUAGUAACCAAAAAAGUCUUAAACAAAUCAAAAUAUAUUUUAUAUUUGAGAUUCUUCAAAGUAGCCACCCUUUGCCUUGAUGACAGCUUUGCACACUUGAAUGAGUACGUGUGUCCAAACUUUUGACUGGUACUGUAUGUUUUGAGGAAACAGCUCAGAUACUAACGAUGCACUUUAAGAAGGAUAUAACGACGAAUUAAAGGGAAACUCACCCCAGUUUAGUUCCCCAUUUCUUGAAUGUUUUAUAUAGGACUCCUUUAGAGCCGGUUUCCCGUGUAGUAAUGCUUACUAUUCUGGAGAGUUUCAGUUCUAUAAGCUUAUUUUGAGCAUUACUUCUGUCAACCUCAUUUUUACUUAUACUGAACCACUACAAUGACCUCUGACUCUUCAGAACCAGAACUGAUUAUUCCCCUAGGCUGUAAUAAAAUGUAUAUUAACCUGUGUAUUGUAAUCAUACACCCAUUAUUUGAGGGCUGGACCAAUGUUAUAGAGAAACGUCAUAUUCUUAACUCUUAUGACAUUGCCCAGCACCUCCAUUAUUGAAAUUGUGGUAUGAACUUUAUGUUAAUGUAUGCGUGUGCUGUCUCCCAGGACCCCGGCCACAGAGCGAGUGGAUGCUCGUAACGGGGAACAGGUCCAACCUCUGAGGUACCACUGGAGCUGCCAGAGUGACAUCCAAAUGACCCCGUCUCCACCUUCUAACAAGGUACCACGAUGACCCACCCUGGCCUUC